AUGGACUGGACUGGAUUGGACAUAACUGUACUAAACUGCACUGGACUGGACUGGUGUGGAAACUGGACUGGACUGGACUGGACUGGACUGGACUGGACUGGACUGGACUGGACUGGCCGGGAUCGGACUGGACUAGACUGGACUGGACUGGACUGUACGGAAUUCUACUGGACUGGACUGGACUGGACUGGACUGGACUGGACUGGACUGGACUGGACUAAAUUGGAACGUACCGGACUGGACAAACCUGGACUCGACUGGACUGGACUGGACAGUACUGGACUGGAGUGGACUGGACUGCAAUGGAGUGGACUGGGCUGGACUGGAGUGGACUGGAGUGGACUUAACUGUACUAUACUGCACUGGACUGGACUAUACUAG
This is a messenger RNA of Echinostoma caproni, 381 nucleotides long. NCBI's taxonomy places the organism in Eukaryota, Metazoa, Platyhelminthes, Trematoda, Plagiorchiida, Echinostomatidae. The record is from the annotation of a GenBank genome assembly.